Messenger RNA from Calypte anna (Anna's hummingbird), 3515 nucleotides. RefSeq names its product CTP synthase 1 (gene CTPS1). The record is from RefSeq and is a predicted model, not a curated record. NCBI's taxonomy places the organism in Eukaryota, Metazoa, Chordata, Aves, Apodiformes, Trochilidae. Gene Ontology annotation, biological process: CTP biosynthetic process; pyrimidine nucleobase biosynthetic process. Bases 108 to 1883 code for a protein of 591 amino acids. Gene Ontology annotation, cellular component: cytoophidium; cytoplasm. Gene Ontology annotation, molecular function: identical protein binding; CTP synthase activity. The transcript is spliced from 19 exons.
CAUGCGCUUCCCCGGUGCGCGGGCUGCAGCUGUCCCGCGCGCGCCCCGCACCUCCCGCAGCCCCGCACGCACCCGCCGCGCGCCGCCCCGCGGGCACAGCGAGGCAGAUGAAGUACAUCCUGGUCACGGGCGGGGUGAUCUCGGGCAUCGGCAAGGGGAUCAUCGCCAGCAGCAUCGGAACCAUCCUCAAGUCCUGCGGGCUGCAUGUCACCUCCAUCAAGAUCGACCCCUACAUCAACAUCGACGCUGGCACCUUCUCCCCGUACGAGCACGGGGAGGUGUUUGUGCUGGAUGAUGGAGGGGAAGUGGACCUGGACCUCGGGAACUAUGAACGGUUCCUUGAUAUCCGACUCACCAAAGACAACAACCUGACCACUGGGAAGAUCUACCAGUAUGUCAUCAACAAGGAGAGGAAAGGAGAUUAUCUUGGCAAAACUGUCCAAGUUGUUCCCCACAUCACAGAUGCUAUACAAGAAUGGGUGAUGAGGCAGGCACGGAUUCCUGUAGAUGAAGAUGGCAUUGAACCCCAAGUUUGUGUGAUUGAGCUUGGUGGGACAGUAGGUGAUAUUGAGAGCAUGCCUUUUAUUGAAGCUUUUCGCCAGUUCCAGUUCAAAGCCAAAAGAGAGAAUUUUUGUAACAUCCAUGUCAGUCUAGUUCCCCAGCCAAGCUCUACAGGAGAGCAGAAGACUAAACCCACCCAAAACAGUGUUCGUGAGCUCAGAGGUCUUGGUCUCUCACCAGAUCUGAUUGUUUGCAGGUGCUCCACUCCACUGGAUACCUCAGUAAAAGAAAAGAUUUCCAUGUUCUGUCAUGUUGAACCAGAACAGGUAAUCUGUGUUCAUGAUGUCUCCUCCAUCUACCGGGUUCCUCUGCUGCUAGAGGAGCAAGGAGUUGUUGACUACUUCAGACACAGGCUUGACCUUCCCAUUGAGAGGCAGCCCAGGAGGAUGCUCAUGAAGUGGAAGGAAAUGGCUGACAGGUAUGACCGUCUCCUUGAAACAUGUUCCAUUGCACUUGUUGGCAAAUACACCAAGUUUUCAGAUUCCUAUGCCUCUGUCAUUAAAGCACUGGAGCAUUCUGCACUGGCCAUCAACCACAAACUUGACAUAAAGUACAUUGACUCGGCUGACUUGGAGCCUGAUACUCUGCAGGAAGAACCUGUCCGGUACCAUGAAGCGUGGCAGAAGCUCUGUGGUGCUGAUGGAGUUCUUGUUCCUGGUGGAUUUGGUGUUCGAGGGACAGAAGGCAAAAUUCAAGCUAUUUCCUGGGCAAGAAAACAGAAAAAACCCUUCUUAGGAGUUUGUUUGGGAAUGCAGUUGGCAGUUGUGGAAUUUGCACGCAGUGUUCUUGGUUGGCAAGAUGCCAACUCGAUGGAAUUUGACCCCAAAACUUCUCAUCCUGUGGUUAUAGACAUGCCAGAACAUAAUCCUGGGCAAAUGGGUGGCACCAUGAGGCUUGGCAAGAGAAGAACACUCUUCCAAACCAAGAAUUCAAUCAUGAGGAAGCUGUAUGGGGAUCAUGAUUUCUUGGAAGAGAGGCACAGACACAGAUUUGAGGUCAAUCCAGAAUUGAAAAAGUAUUUUGAAGAGCAAGGUUUGAAGUUUGUAGGCCAGGAUGAGGAGGGAGAACGAAUGGAAGUGGUCGAGUUGGAAGAGCAUCCUUUCUUCGUUGGGGUUCAGUAUCACCCUGAAUUCCUUUCUAGACCAAUUAAGCCAUCUCCCCCAUACUUUGGCCUCCUCUUAGCAUCUGCAGGAAGACUCACACAUUACCUACAAAAGGGCUGCAGACUCUCACCCAGGGACACAUACAGUGACAGAAGUGGCAGCAGCUCACCUGACUUGGAGAUAACAGAGCUGAAGUUUCCAUCAGUAAAUCAUGACUGAUUCCUGAUGUGUCUUCACUGAAGAGAAAAGAGUCAUUAAAUUUUCCAGGCAUUCUUAAAGCAAUAGCUUGAACACUGUCAGCUUUGGGCUUUCUUAAGUUAUGGUUUUAUAAUUUUCAUUAUGAAAUCCUGUUCUUUUAUUUCCUCAGUUGUUCUGUCUUGUUUAUUUGUGUAGAUUCUGUUUCUUUCUGGAGGAGAGCUCCACACAGCACAUGCACCUAGAUUUUCUACAGUUAGCACCAUCUGGGAGAGAAAAAGCAAAUUUGGGUUGGGAUUUGAUGUGUUGGUAAGGAUCCAGGUGCACACUUCCUUACUAACUCACUGGCCUGAGUGUAUCUUGGACACUGACAGCUGAGUUGCUUUCUCCUGCCAUUCUGCUCCCUCAACAGCCUUUCCUACUGGUGAAAUUAGGUGGAUAACAUGAAGAAAUUAGAUUUUUGGAGGCUCUCUUGGUUUUUGAGCUAUGCACAGAAUAGGUCUGUUUGGCUUUAUGCAGUCUUUUUUAAUGGGGGAGGGAGGAGCACAGAUACAAGACGUUCAGGUUUUUUUUUCAGUAGUAUUUAAAAACAUUUGGCACUGGUGGUCUUCGUGCAUUCAUUGCUGGCAAUGAACUUUUAAUCAGGGAAAUACUCCUGAUACAGCAGAGUUGAUCUGGAACAUGGUCAGGUCUGUGAUACAGCACUGCAGGGAUGCAUUAACUUGAGUCAUGUUGGGGAGGGCAAACAAAACCACAAAACUGUCAGGCCCAUGGCUUCCUGAAACAUGGUACAACCCUUCAUCCUUUCUUUGCCAGUGUUUGCUGGUGCUGUUUCUUGGGCUGGGAAAUUUCAACUCCUUGCAUCAAGGGGGAAGUACAAAAAAAGACAGUGAAGUGCUUUCAGAUGUUGCCUUUACAGCUCCCGUUGUGAUUUGCCUUGGACUGAACAGUUCAUGGUGCUUUUUUUUUGCUGUUGAUGGGAAGCAGAGCCUUCUGUUGCCUUUUUUUCCACAGGGGAGCUGCAGGUCCCACCCUCAAUGCAAUUCACAAGUGCAGGUUCCCAAGGGAGGGAGCUCACAAUUUGCCCUCAGUGUUACUCUUUAGCUGUUAGCUGUGUGCAGGUGAUCAGCUCAGCUUUGCAGUUCUGAGGUGGGGAAAUGCAUUCACCUUUUCUGUUUUCCUGCCUCUGGCUGCAGUGUAAGUGACACAGGUUUUGGCCUCUGGUAAAUGAGAAGUGUCCCAUUUGGCUGAAGUGGAUCUUCAGAAUUCUUCAGUUCAUUUAAACUGGGAGAAUCCUUCAUGUCUUGAGCCUGGCUGAGUAUUAAUCAUGUAUCUGAUGCCAAACUUUCCUGUCUCGUCUGAACUGAUCUUUUCUGCAUCCUCUCUUGCUUUAUUCCUCAGUUUCUUUAAAUGCACACUAUAAAUAUAAAGCUGCUUUUAGCUGGGAAAGCACUGAGCAUUCUUUGUGUGUGCCAGUUGUAACAGUGCUGCAAAAAUGAUCAACCAAGUCAGGAUGCUCUGUACUGAACAAACACUGGCCAUGAAGUGGCAGGUGCUCAGCAGUGUGAGGUCAUUACUUCCUUUUCUUUCUCCUGAACUGUUUUUCUUUUGGCCAAAACUGUGCAACUGACUCAGCCAUUUGUAAUAAAAUUAGUA